AUGCGGGAGGCAGAUCUGGAUCUGCCCUUUGAGCUUCACAUGCUGGAGGUGGCCCUCGGGGAGGUGCGGGGGCCGGGGCCCGGCGGCGGCUUGGCGGCGGUGGUGCAGGCGGCGGUGGUGGCGGUGUGCCGCCACCUGGCGCAGCAGGCGGCGUCACUCGAGCAACUGGCCCACCCGGCGCUCGACGCGCUCACGCGCAACGCCGACACUAUCAACCUCGAACGGGUGCGCAAGAUCAAGACGCAGCACCAGCGGCUUAGCGGGCGCGUGACGGGGCUGCGGGAGGUGCUAGAGCGAUACAUGGAGGAUGACCAGGACAUGUACCGCAUGUGCCUUACUAAGCGGCGGGAGACGGAUGUGGAGCCGACUGGGAGUGACAACACGCUCAUGAUAUCGCGGCCCAACCCCGCGCGGCACCACCUGGCCGCGGCCGGCCUGCUGCGCAGCCACAGCCUGGCGCGCAGCCCACCUGUCUUCCUGGAGCGCCUGGGGUCGUCCCUGCCGCGGCAGCGCGGCGGCGCCGACAGCGACUCAAGCAGCGCAACCUCGGACGUGCACGACCUGCUGGAGGUGGAGAACCUGCUUGAGUCAUAUUACAUGAUGGUUGACUCAACACACCACAAGCUCAACGCCAUAGGGGAGUACAUCGAUGACACUGAGGACUACAUCAACAUUGAGCUGGACUACAGCCGCAACAGGCUGCUGCGGCUAGAGAUCAUGAUCACGGCCAGUGCCCUGGGGAGGUGCGACGGGAGCGCCUCGGGCAAGCUGCUGCGCCGGGCAGGGGUGGCGACCUUCUGCCUGGCGCUGUACAACCUGCUGGCGGGAGUUCUCGGCGAGAACUUGGUCCUGCCGACGCUCAUCACCCAGGACAUCUGGGGCUUCGUUGUUGUCAACGGCACGGCCUCGACCGUCUGCGUCGCGCUCUUCUUCCUCUCGUGGCGCGUGAUGCAGCGGCGGAAGAUGAUCUGA
Monoraphidium neglectum is the source of this 972-nucleotide messenger RNA. RefSeq lists its product as hypothetical. Gene Ontology annotation, molecular function: magnesium ion transmembrane transporter activity. The record is from RefSeq and is a predicted model, not a curated record. NCBI's taxonomy places the organism in Eukaryota, Viridiplantae, Chlorophyta, Chlorophyceae, Sphaeropleales, Selenastraceae. The transcript is spliced from 10 exons. The coding region runs from base 1 to 972 and encodes 323 amino acids. Gene Ontology annotation, biological process: magnesium ion transport.